CGGCCCCACUCCCCGCUCCCCGCCGCCACCGCCAAGUGCCCGCCAAACCUUCUUCAUUUCGGCCUCCGAGACAGAUGCUGCCGACUCCCCCGGCCUGUGCGUUGCACCCGUAGGGACUGCAGGGACUCGCAGGGACAGCCAGGACGCCGCCAUGGGGACAGAGUGCCUGACGGCCCGCCGGGUCCUGUGGGUGCUGGUGUUCAUGGGCUUCGCCGUCAACUACAUGAUCCGCAUCAACAUCAACAUCGCCAUCGUUGCCAUGGUGGCAUCCCCCAAGGACAAGACCGGCGGCGAGGUGCUGGUGGGCGAGUGCGCGAUCCGGGAGGAGGCCCGACUGCGAGGCGGCCAGCUCGGCCAGCUCGGCACGGCGGGUUUCUGGACCUCCAACGCCACCACCGCGCUGACUCAGUCCUGGAACGCUUCGACGCCGAGCCCAGCCGUCACACAGGCCGGCCAGGACGGCUUCGACUGGGACGAGCGGCAGCAGGGGCUGGUGCUGGGGGCGUUCUUCUGGAUGCACUGGCUCAUGCAGGUGCCCGGCGGCGUCCUGGCGCGCCGCUACGGCACCAAGCUCGUCUUCGGCCUGGCCAACUUCAUCCCCGUGCUGCUCACGCUGGCAGUGCCAGUGGUCGCCUACUGGGACUACCGCGCGCUGCUAGCCCUGCGAUUCCUGCAGGGCCUCAUCGCGGGUUUCGCGUGGCCGUCGAUGCACAACAUGACGGCGCAGUGGAUCCCGCCAAACGAGAGGAGCAAAUUCGUGACCGCGUAUCUCGGGAGCUCCAUCGGGGCGGCACUCACCUUCCCGCUGUGCGGCCAGCUCAUCCACAUGUGGGGCUGGGAGUCGGUGUUCUACGUGUGCGGCGCGCUGGGCGUCGUCUGGUACGUCUUCUGGGUGGUGCUCGUCUUCGACACGCCGGCGCAGCACCCGCGCAUCUCGCCGCUCGAGCUCACCUACAUCACCGACUCCCUCGGCAAGAGUGUCUCGCAGAAGAAGAUGGCGACGCCCUGGAGGGCCAUCCUCACGUCCCGGGCCGUGUGGAUGAACAUCGUGGCGCAGUGGGGCGGCGUCUUUGGCCUCUUCACCGCCAUGACGCAGGCGCCCACCUACUUCCGCUACAUCCACGGCUGGAACAUCCGGAUGACGGGCGUGCUGUCCGGGCUGCCCCACCUCGUCCGCAUGCUGUUCGCCUGGCUCUUCUCCGAGCUGGGUGACUUCCUGCUGCGCAGGGGCCUCAUGUCACGGACCAACGUGCGCAAGCUGGCCACUUUCUUCUGUGACGUGGUGCAGGGCCUGCUCAUCCUGUUCCUCACUUUCACGGGCUGCAACUCGGUGGCGGCCAUCAUCUGCCUGACGGCGGCCACGGCGGCGCACGGCUCCGUGUCCACGGGGCCCCUCGCCAGCAUGGUGGACAUCAGCCCCAACUUCGCGAGCAUCAUCCUCGGAAUCAGCGGGAUGAUAUCCGUGCUGCCGGGCUUCAUAUCGCCCAUCAUAGUCGGACAGCUGACAUUCCAAAACCAAACGGUGGAGCAGUGGCAAAAGGUGUUCGGCAUCACGGCGGCGCAGGUGAUCGUGUGCGGCGUGGCCUACACGCUGUUCGCCCAGUCCGAGCUGCAGCCCUGGAACUCCCCGGAGGCCGACGACGACGCCAAGCGGCCCUCGGUGCCCGUCAUCCUGGUGACGGGUUCGGAGCACGAGCUGCAGCCCCUCAACCAAAAGAAAGACAAAGACAAAGAGAUUUCAAGACUGUGAGCGGAGCGGGACCUUCCUACUGGCGGUGCUGCCCGUUCCAACUUCCUACCCGGCGUGUUACGCCCCCACCACCACGCCCCCGUUAUUGCAAAGGCGGGGUUCGCCCUGCAGCCUGUUUGGGCAGGUCGUUUUCGUCGCUCUACCUCUCUUACACCUAUGCGGGACGCCCCAUGAGGGCGAGAGAGACAGAGGGACGAAAGCGACUCUCGGAAUCCUUCUGCAGGAUCGACUUCCUGCCAGCCAUCGCGGCAACAACUUCCACGACGAAACGCACACUGUAUCGACGGUCCGGUCACGUCGUCACCAUUCCAAAACAGUGGCUGUUAAGAUCUGACUCACGCAAAUUAAAUAAAGUACGUUGAUGACGUGUUGUGAA
Thrips palmi is the source of this 2126-nucleotide messenger RNA. It is a transcript of the gene NaPi-T, whose product is annotated as sialin. The transcript has 11 exons. Bases 152 to 1750 code for a protein of 532 amino acids. Gene Ontology annotation, molecular function: transmembrane transporter activity. Gene Ontology annotation, biological process: transmembrane transport; monoatomic anion transport. NCBI's taxonomy places the organism in Eukaryota, Metazoa, Arthropoda, Insecta, Thysanoptera, Thripidae. Gene Ontology annotation, cellular component: plasma membrane. The record is from RefSeq and is a predicted model, not a curated record.